Diabrotica balteata is the source of this 7894-nucleotide messenger RNA. The record is from the annotation of a GenBank genome assembly. NCBI's taxonomy places the organism in Eukaryota, Metazoa, Arthropoda, Insecta, Coleoptera, Chrysomelidae.
UUUUAGCACGAUAACUCCAGGUUUUGACGUAUUUUACCUUGACUAGUAAUUAACGAAAGGCAGUUUUUAAAUGAUAGCGCCGGAAAGGUUAUUGCCUUCCACCGAUUCUGCGCACAAGCGAAAUUUAGCACUUAGACGAAAACGUUGCUUGUUGCUUUCUCCGACAAUCUCCAAUCUCCCGAUCGGUCUCGGAAUCGGAACCACUAAGUUUUAUAACUUGAGUGAAAUCUGUAUCGGAAUGGAAGUCGAAAACUCUGUUAAUGAAGAAAAAUCUUGUCCAGCAAACAAAGAGCAAAACGGUGAUUCAAGCCAUGUGAAUGGCCUAAACGGUUAUUCUGAUAAACACAAGAGCCACAAAUCAGAGCACAAAGAUAAACAUAGGGAUAAGGACAGGGACAGGGAUAGAGAAAAGGAUCGAGAUAAGGAAAAAAGUAAAAGUAAAGAUCAUAAGAGCUCUAGUAGGGAUAAAGAUAAAGAUAGGCACCACAGCAGCUCGAAAGAUAAAGAUCGUCACAGCAGUUCACACAAAUCCUCUAGUAAAGAUAAGGACCGCGAUAAGGAAAGGGAAAAAGAUCGGGAGAGAGGUGACAGAGAUAAGGAGAAGGACAGACACCGGGACAAAGAUAAAAGCAAAGAUCGGCAUAGAGAUGAUAAAAAAUCAUCCAAAGAUAAAGAACAUAAAAGUUCCCAUGAUAAAGACAAAGACCAUAAGAGUAGCUCCAGAGACAAAGAUAGAGAAAGAGACAAGGAGAGAAGAGACAAAGAUAAGGACCGGGAUAAGGAGAGACGAGACAAGGAUAAGGACCGAGAUAAGCAUAAAAACAGAGAAAAGGAUAAGCACAGGGAUAAAGAGAGAGACAAAGACAAACAUCAUUCCAGUUCUAGAGAUAAAGAUAGGAAGGACAAAGAAAGAAAACCUGAAAAGGAAAAAGAUUUGGAAGAAGAUACAAAGGUAAAAGUAGAGUCUGAGGAAAUCGUGAAACCGAAAGAAUCUCCUGUGAAAGAGGAAGCAAACUUUAGCACAGACGACGACGAGGAUAAGUUAGUAAUAAAAGAUGAUCCUGCGAGCCAAGAUGAAGCAGACGAAGGCGUCCAGGCCGAUAACUCACAAGCAAGUAGUGUUGAUUUUAGCAUAAAGCACGAGGAAUCAAACUUUUCCGGUUAUUCUGCCGGGGAAGAGGAAGACAGUCAAUCACAAAAUGAUGAAAGUCAAUUGCAGGAUGACGAUGUGAAACCAGAGAUCAAACAGGAAGAAGAGAGCGACGAAGAUAUUCCACUGUCGGCUCGCGUGACGUCAGCUAAGAGGAAAAUAAAAGACGAAGAAGAUGACGAUGACGAUUUACCUUUGUCUGCUAGAAAAAAACCGAAGAAAGAAGUCAAGGAAGAAAAGUCCAAAAAGAAGAAAAAAAGAAGUUACGAUGACGAAGAAGAUUGUGAAGAGGACGAAGAGGAGGAUUAUAAACCGGCGAAAAAGAAGGCUACCAAGAAAAAAGAGAAAAAGGUUAAGAAGGAAGCUGUAAAGAAAGAACAAGUAAAGAAAGAAAAGGCAGAAGUUGAUAGUCCAAAGAAAAAGAAGAAGGUCGAAGAAGAGCAGGAAGUUUGGAAAUGGUGGGAGGAGGAGAAGAAAGAUGAUGGUGUCAAAUGGACAUUCUUGGAACACAAGGGACCUGUAUUUGCCCCAGAUUAUGAGAGACUACCAAAGAAUGUCAAAUUCUAUUAUGAUGGAAAAGAAGUGGAAUUAUCAGAAGAUGCUGAAGAAGUUGCAGGAUUCUAUGCAAAGAUGUUGGAUCAUGACUAUACCACCAAAGAAAUAUUUAACAAAAACUUUUUUAAAGACUGGAGAAAGGUAAUGACAGAUGAUGAACGUGCCCUUAUAACUGACCUGAAAAAGUGCAAUUUUAAAAAGAUGCAUGCCUAUUUCAUGGAUGUAGCAGAAAAAAAUAGGAACAGAUCCAAGGAAGAGAAAAAAGCCUUGAAGGAAAAGAAUGAGGCUAUAGUGAAAGAGUAUGGUACUUGUGUUAUUGAUGGGCACAAGGAAAAGAUUGGUAACUUUAGGCUGGAACCUCCUGGUCUUUUUAGAGGUCGAGGUGAGCAUCCCAAGAUGGGCAAACUGAAGAGACGACUCAAUGCUGAAGAUAUAAUAAUUAACUGUAGUAAGGACUCCAAAAUACCAGAACCUCCUCCUGGACAUAAGUGGAAGGAAGUCCGUCAUGUAAAUACUGUCACAUGGUUAGUUUCUUGGACAGAAAAUGUACAAAAUCAAGUCAAAUACAUUAUGUUGAAUCCUAGUUCCAAGCUGAAGGGAGAAAAGGAUUGGCAAAAGUAUGAGACAGCACGGAGAUUGCAUAAAUCUAUAAAUAAGAUUCGAAAUGAGUAUCAACAGGACUGGAAAUCGAAGGAAAUGAAAGUGAGACAGAGAGCUGUAGCUUUGUACUUCAUUGAUAAGCUAGCCCUCAGAGCUGGUAAUGAAAAGGAUGAAGAUCAAGCUGAUACAGUAGGUUGUUGUUCUUUGAGAGUUGAGCACAUAGAGCUUCACGAGCAAAAGGAUGAUAAGGAAUUUGUUGUAGUGUUUGAUUUUCUUGGUAAAGAUUCCAUUAGGUAUUAUAAUGAAGUACCAGUGGAAAAACGGGUGUUCAAAAACUUGGGUCGGUUUAUGGAAAACAAAAAACCUGGUGAUGAUCUCUUUGACAGACUUAAUACACAAAUUAUGAACAAACAUCUGAAUGAACUUAUGGAGGGUCUUACUGCUAAGGUAUUCCGUACAUACAAUGCUUCAUUUACACUGCAACAACAAUUAGAUCUAUUAACAAACGAAGAUGAUUCAGAAGCUGAAAAAAUUUUGGCCUACAAUCGAGCCAAUAGGGCAGUUGCUAUUCUGUGUAACCAUCAGCGGUCCGUGCCGAAAGGUCACGAAAAAUCUAUGGAGAAAUUAAAAGAGAAGAUCGAUCAAAAACGGGAGGCCAUACACGAUGCAGAGAGACAGGUAAAAGAGGCCAUCAGAGAAGCGAAGCACGGCAGCGUCAAAGAAAAAGUAGUCGCCGACAAAAAGAAGAAGCUCCUCCAACGUCUUAAGGACCAACUCGCGAAACUCGAGAUCCAAGAAACUGACAGAGAUGAAAACAAAACCAUCGCAUUGGGUACCUCGAAGCUGAACUAUCUCGAUCCUAGGAUUAGUGUUGCGUGGUGCAAAAAGUACGACGUUUCUAUCGAAAAGAUUUACAAUAAAACCCAAAGGGAUAAAUUUAGAUGGGCCAUCGAUAUGGCAGGACCGGAUUACCGAUUUUAAGUUAGGAUUUUUGUUCUUUUUUCGAAAGAGUGUUUAGUAGACUUUAAAACUGGAAGGAUCAGAAAAAUGUAUUUAGAUCUAUCAUGACGUAUUGGCUUUAAUAUAUACAAGGUGGUACAUAGGACAACAUCUUUUAGUCAGUGGUAUAAUUUUUAUUCAUUUUCAACAAUUGAAAAUGAAGGAACAGAGACAUCUAUGUAUGGUAGCUGUAUAGUGUUAUUGAUUUGGCACAUGGUAGUGCUUGUUUAAAAUCUUUAAUUUGACUAUUUUGUAAUUACAACUCCAUUUGUACAAAAUGAAUCAUACUAUAUGAUCUUCUUCAUAUACAUCUAUUCAUCAUAUCAUAUAUAUCAUCAUAUCAUAUACAUCUAUUCAUCAUAUAUACAUCUCUUCAUAUACAUCUUCAUACUAUAAUAAUUUUGAUUUAUUUCAUUAAUACAGUAUAGUGUGUAUCUUGUUCACACCCUUUCGAUCGUAUUGUUUUUAAACAUAUAACUUAAAAUAACUUUCUGAUAAUGAAUUCAGCCACCUGUACAAUGUUUUAGUUCUAUUCUUCUUCUUACUGUGCCUAUCUGUUCCGGAUGUUGGCCAUUAACUUGGCUAUCCUUAUUUUGCUGGCAGCUAUUCAGAAUGUUGAACCAUUUUCUCGAGUUCUAGAACCAUAUACACUUAGUCCUGAAGAACAAGUUGUAACAAGCCAUAUCUCUGCUUAUUUCUCAUAAUAUGGGCCAUUAUAAGGGCCCAUAACUCUUUUAUGGUCUUGACCUUCCAUAUCUGGUAGGAUACAACUGUUAAUAUUCCUUUCUUUAGAUCUGCCAUUUGAUUUUGUUUGCCUAGAUUGAUCGUUUGAUCUAGGUAUAUAUGCUCUUUGAUACUUUCGAUCUCACUUUCAUCUAGGUCUACUGUGAUAUAUUGAUUUGACAUCAGUUUUGUUUUAUUCAAAUUCUUUUUUAAACCAAUUUUCGCAGAUUCUAACUGAAGUAUGUUUAACAUAGAGUAGUUCAUCUGUAUUGUUGCUUAAUAUCGGCAAAUCUUAGUUAUCUGGCAAAAAAUCUGCCAUCGAUUUUAAGUCCAUACGUCAUUUGAAAGCUCUCAAUAUGUUCUAAACUUUUGUGCGAUUAUGUCACACAAAACUCGUCACUAGUGUUAUAAAAAUGGAUUGUGUUCACCAUUCAAGUCAUCACGCAAUAAAAAACAAUGAAAAUAUUGUACAGAUUUUUUUAGUUCAGUUAUAUAAGCUUUUGUCAAUUUUUGUUUUGUUUGAGAAAAUAGUUGAGUAAGGGGGCAGACACUCACUAAUAACUAUUGGCGAAUAAAUAGACUAAGGCAUAAAUUAUUGAUGAACUUGAAACAUCUGAAAAGAUUUCUUGUCUUGGUUGUGUUUCUGAAAAUGACUUGGUUUUAAAAAGUGACAGGCCCCAAUAGGGCGAAGCCUACAUAGAAAUAGGUAAUGAUAGUCAUCAGUUUUGCAUGAAAACCACAAAUUAAAAAUGGUUGGACGUUUACAGAUUGUACCAAAUUAGAGUAACAAUAUAAAUGAUAUAUUUUAAAAACUAUGACACUAUUAAUUUUUUUCUAUAAUAAUUGUAAAUAUUUUAAAUGCUGACAGUUGACGAACUAAAGAUUAAAAAAUUCCCUAAAAAUUAUGAAGUCACAUAUAAAUUCUCUGAAAAGAAUAUGCUUCCACAAUAACUGUAUAUUUCGAAUCUUCAGUUUUAUCAUUUAUGAUUUUAUAUUGUUUCUCCAGUCUGGGCGUUGUGUAUCAUUUAAUCAUUUGUUCAGCAUGGUGCAACGUAUAUGUAUAUGUACGGGUGAUCACGAAAACUCCCACUUGUGCAAUUAUUUAUUGGAGGUAAUAGUAUAUAAUUGGUUUAUGCAUGAAACCUAAAAAUGUAGAUAUUUUUAUUUCAUUUGUUUGUGCCUACCAUUUUCUUGAUCAUCAGUACACAUACCACCAUCAGAGCCAUUAUUUUCCAAUCUUUCGGCGAUGAAAAUAUAUUUUUUCUGAUUCUCCCUGUAUAAUUAUUUUUCCACCCACCAGGUAUCAGUAUCACGGACUUUAUUACUAAAUUCGAAUUGUCAUCCGCUUGUCGAAGUGGGACAAUCGGUACACCAAUUAUUUUUAAGAUUAAAUUAUUAAAUUAGUGACUUUUAAAUUUUUACUUAGUGAAUUUCUUUUAUUUUUGUGAAUGUACGUCAUUUGAGGUAUUAAAUAUCUAUGUACAGAUAAUGUAGAAUUAUUUUACGUUGGGAUUGUCAGGUAGUUGUAAAUAAAUAACAAUAAUAAUAACAUUUUAAGUAAUGGUUCGAAAUUAUAUUUUUAUUCUAUAGUGUCGCCAUAUUCUGGUAAGUAUUGAGCAGGUGGAAACAGGAUUAGAACAGUUUGGUUGAUAAAUUCUGCUUGGUUCUCAUUUAUUUUCUAUAUCUGUCUCUCCAAUGGCGCUACAGCUCAAAUCGAGCCUUGACCUACUCCAAACUGCAUCCAACCUUGCCGGUCCUGCGCCGUUCUUCUCCAGGUUCUCACAUCUACCUGGUCACUCGAUACCAGCCCAUCUAAUUAUCUGAGUGAAUUUUCUCGUCUUCUGAAUUCUCUGAGAUCGGUGCAUCUUUGACCAGUUGGUAGAGUUCAUGAUCGUACCUGGAUCUCCAUACUCCGUUUUCGUUAAUAGGUCCAAAUAUCUUCCUUAGGACUUUUCGUUUGAAGACUUCCAGCUUUCGUUUUGUUUCUUCUGUUAUAACCCACGUCUCGCAUCCAUAACAUACUAUUGGUCUGAUAAUAGUUUUGCAGACCCUAAUUUUCGAUCUCCUAUGUGUGUUUUUGGAGCGGAACACAUGGGACAGGUAAAUUUGUUUCCCUUUGCUAUUCUUAAUUGAAUUUCUGAUUCUUCUGUUCCAUCCAUGUUUAAUGUAACUCCCAGAUAUGUGAAACUUUCUACAAUUUCAAUAUCGUCCCCGUAGUUCAACUUUGGGUCUGUUUCCCCUAGCUCUUGCCUGUGCUAGUUUUUGUUUUGUUUUUUGAAUAUUUAUUUCUAGUCCGGUCUCUUCUGCCUUGUUUUUAAUUAUAAAUAUAUUUCUGCCGCAUCUUCUGUUCUGCGAGAUAUAAUGCUAAUGUCAUCGGCAUAGGCGGCAAUCUGUAUUUAUUUGUUAGCAGAUUACCUCUUCCUAUCUUCAGCAGUAUUAUCACAUAUUCAAAAGUCAGAUUGGAAUAUUGUCGGUGCCAGCUCGUCUCCUUGUUUUUAAUCCUUUGACUAUUGAAACGUUCUCAGUAAGCUCAUUUUGUACUCUGACAGUUACUGUUGACGAGUUCAUUGUUGCUUUUACUAGUCUGAUGUAUUUGGCAUAGGAACUUCCUGGUCCUAUGCAAUGGCUACUUGAUCGCCCACUAAAUGAAGUGUAUAUAAGGUUGUUUCGUCGUUUAAUGGUAUAUCCAUUCCAUUUCUUCGUGUUUUGAAGAGUAUUGGAGAUGAUUGCCUUAGUCCCUUAUUUACCUUAAAAUUCUCGGAGAAUUGGUUGUUAAUCUUUAUUUUUGAUCGACGAUCGUUGUAGAAUCGUAUUGCUUUUACAGGUGUAAUAUUAAUAGAUGAUAUUUCCACUAUUUGCCAUUUAUUUUUAUCUUAUUUGUUUAACGUGGAUUUUAGGAAAUUCUUUAAAGUCAAGAGGUAUUUUAUUCAUUAUCUAAAAACUUGCAAAAUUUUAGAUCAAAUAUCUUAGUGACAUCAUACAAUAUCUGAGGUGUUACUGAUCUCUUGUCUUCUAUUUUUUCGUCGUUCAUCUGUUUUAAUAUGUCUUAUUAGUGUUAAUCUUUUUUAAUAAUAAAUUUUCAGCGAAUCUGUGAAUAUUUCAAAAAAUUAUGUAUUUCAGCUAUUUUUUUUUCAAAAAUUUUGAUUGUGACUAUUGAAAACUCAUUUAUUUACAGUUGUAAUUUCUUAGAAGUUUAAAUACAGAAAAUAAGUGUUUUUAUUGGGAAUUGAUAUCAGACUUCAAGGUCUAUCCGAUAUUAAGAGUUUUACAGAUGGUUCGUCAUUUUUUAAACUUCCAAAUCAGAGUAAGUCAAUAGUUUUAAAUGAUCUCUUUCGAUCCAUGCAACUAGUAGUACAUCAAUACGGCUAAAGAUAAUAUUUUUAAAGUUAAUUGUGGUUUAUCGUUGUUUUUGCUUGGAAACGAAGGUUGGUAUAAUAAAAAUAUGCUUUCGCAAACUUUUUUUACUCAUGUAAUUUAUAUGCUUUAUGAAGAUAAAUUAUUUAGAGAGUUUUAUGUUUCUUAUGUAAACUGAAAAAUGUUAUUUAUGAACGACUACCUGCUUAUACCUGGACGUUGUUUUACUUUAUUGUGCUUAUUGGCGAUAUCGGACAAGAAUUUGUGAUAGAUUUUAUUUUUGUGGUGGUAAAUUUACCAGAAAAUUCCAGGGUAGUUGCAACACAACCUUCCUAUCCCAUUUACAGACUUCCAAAAUAUAUAAAAGUUUCUUUUCUGAUAUCGUAUUUAUAGAUGAAUGAAUAUUGAAAAAUAUAAUUCUUGAUUAUUUUUCUUUGUCAUCUGUGUGCAGGAGACAAGUUGUAGCAAUUCGGUCUGUAUAUUACAGAUUAUAUUAAUAAAAGACAUAUAGAU